GUCGAUUACAAAUGUAGCAAGGGCCCCAAUCCAGAGCCUCAUCUCGUUUAGCAGCGAGUCUACACACAGCCAAUUCCACUAUCUUCUAGCCUUACUCUUUGCAAGCACUGGCCCUUCGCAAGUCUGAGUUCAAGAUUGUGAGUUCGCUGCCAAUCAGCUUGCAGACGUCAAGAUCUCGGAGGCUCACGGCAAGACCUUCCCACCUGUUACGUUUGUGUUCCACCUUCCAGUCAACCUCACCAAAUUUGUGCCGUGUAGCGAAAUUUUGGAAGAACCGCGAAAAAUGGUUCAUGCAGACGCGUCUAGUUUUGCAGAUGGCUUGACCAAGCAAGAGGUGUACGCGCAGGUUCUGGAGCAGGCCAGGGCGCUGUUCGACGGACAGAGAAACUGGGUAUGCGCGGACUGCAACUUCGCAAACGCAGCUUCCCUCCUGUGGCACGCGUACCACUCCCUGCCUGCUCCGUCAUCUAGCGUCAACUGGAGUGGCUUCUACUUCCUCGACCCGUCUAACCCACGGCAACUUCUGCUUGGGCCGUUCCACGGCCAAGUAGCAUGCCAGACCAUAGCUUUCGGGCGCGGUGUCUGCGGGGCUGCAGCACAGACGAAGCAGACGCAGCUUGUGCCUGAUGUGGAAAAAUUCCCCGGGCACAUUGCUUGCGACGGUGCGAGCAAGAGCGAGAUCGUUGUGCCAAUCAUCAAGGAAGGAAAGGCCGUUGCUAUUAUCGACAUCGACUGUGCAGAAGAGGAUGGAUUCACCGAGGAGGACCAAACAGCUCUGGAGGAACUGGCCAUUCUGCUCGCCGAGUCCUGCGACUUCUGAGCGUGCAUGCAGACGCUUGGGGCAAUUGUUAAAAGUAUUCGACGACGCAGGGUAUGAGGUGGACCUAACAUGAUCAUUAAGACAUUACGGUCACCCCCGAGUAGAUGUGCACUAGCCUAACAUGAUCAAUAAAGACAUCAUGGCAGCAAAAUCCGACCGUGAUUGGAGUAUCGAAAUAGCGUGCCUUGACGUGAGUGCCUCCAACUGUAUCUGACCGUCCA
Messenger RNA from Boeremia exigua, 1041 nucleotides. RefSeq names its product GAF domain-like protein. Gene Ontology annotation, molecular function: protein binding; L-methionine (R)-S-oxide reductase activity. Gene Ontology annotation, cellular component: cytosol. The record is from RefSeq and is a predicted model, not a curated record. The transcript has 4 exons. Bases 284 to 820 code for a protein of 178 amino acids. NCBI's taxonomy places the organism in Eukaryota, Fungi, Ascomycota, Dothideomycetes, Pleosporales, Didymellaceae.